This is a messenger RNA of Thlaspi arvense, 2109 nucleotides long. The record is from the annotation of a GenBank genome assembly. NCBI's taxonomy places the organism in Eukaryota, Viridiplantae, Streptophyta, Magnoliopsida, Brassicales, Brassicaceae.
AUGCUUCCUAACGCAAUGACGCAGUCAGAUACCAAUGUAAAUACCAUUGAUUCGAUGAUCGCAACUGUGAGUCAGCUGUAUAAAGAUAUUCAACUCCAGGAUGCAUAUCAAGAUACUGACGAAGCUGCCAUGGAGGAACAUACCCCGGUGCUAACCUCUAAGAGCAUUGGUGCUGUAACCCUGGAGGAGAUAACUUCAGAGCAACCAACCAUUGGGGCAGGCGAAGGAACUGGUUUUGAAAGAACCAGAAGUGCGCCUCCUCGGAGCCUCCCUCGCCCUGUGAAUCAGAUUCGCAAGCUUCAGCGUGUUCUUCGCGGGCUGAAGCGCAAUCUAAACCAUAUGAAGAGCCUUCAGUCAGACGUCGAGAGGGAGCUGAAUUACCGAUCUCGUUCACUUUCGCUGGUGGCUAAAGAUGCGGAACCCUCUAGGAGUUUGCAUACGAGUUUAACCGACUGCCUCGAGAAAGACUUGGAGAAUAUCACCAACAAGUUGUUGGACUUGAUGAACAAGGUCCCCGUGCCGCCUGAGAAGCAGAAGAAUAAGAAAGCAUCACCAGAUCAUCAGGAUGGUGAUGGGGACAAUGACGGCAAAGUCAUUGCUUGCUUGCCAGGCAUCCAUGCAAACGAAGAAGAUCUCAAAAGGCUCGCGGUUUUCAGAGAUGUUCAAGGCAAAUUCACGGGGCUUAGUACUGAACGCCAGAUCUGCCUGCUGAGCUUCGGUGUGUUCCCGGAGAAUCAAGAGGUUAAUAGAACGAUGCUGAUGUAUUGGUGGAUCGGUGAGGACAUUCUGCCUCGUGAAGCCAAACCCGAAGACGCUGUGAAAGACAUUCUCAAGGAGUUCAUGGAGAAAAAGCUGAUCGAGCCUGUGGAAAACAAACGCAAAGUGGAGCCAAAUAGCUAUAAGAUGACACCUUUUGUGCAUUCUUCAGUGGUGCUCAUCUCAGAGGAGAUUGGACUUUUCAAUAUGUACCAAAAGGCGACGAAGCCAAAGAUGAAGAAAUCAGACUUGAACAAAGUAUGCCUUGUACAAGAGUCGUCAAGCCAGCCGGAAGCAAAAGGUAGAAGAAUGAAACCAGAAAACAUGGAAACAGUGUUCAAUGUCUCGGAGAAGUUCCCAGAAUUCACAUGCAAGUGGUUCACAAGUAUGACGAAGCUUAAAGUUCUUUAUCUGGGUAGGUGGGAGAGAACCGAGCGCGAGAUCGAAAUAGAUAGCCGUCGAGUUAUGAAAGAUUUGAGUUCCCUGAAGAGGCUAAGGUUUUUGAGUUUGCAAGGCAUCUCAGCCAUUAAAAGCCUUAGCCGCUCUGCUUGCAAGCUCAGCGAGUUGAUUGUCUUGGACUUCAGGGAUUGCUAUAACCUGGAGAAACUUCCAGAUGACAUACAUAAGCUCAAGAAUCUAAUCUACUUGGAUUUGACUGGCUGCGACGCUUUAGAGAGGAUUCCCGUGCGACUGUCUUGGCUAGACAAUCUGGAGGUCCUCAAGGGCUUUGUGGUCAGCGAUUUUCAGACAGAGAUCACCUGUGAACUGGGAGCUCUGGUGCACUUAACGAAGCUGAGAAAGCUUAGCAUUACUGUAGACCGAGGGGGUUUUGGCUUAAAUGACUUGAUAAAGGCUACAGGAGAUUUUAAGAGUCUGGAAAUCUUGAAAGUGCGGUGGGGAAGCAGAAUCCCCCCAGUGAGAGAGCGAAAGCCGGAAGGCAAUAUAGUAAGAUUUAUGCGCUCCGUGACCUCCAUAGAUAGCAGGAACCCGAUGAAGAACCUGAUAGAGCGUCAUAGACAUUAUCUUCCCAGAAACUUAAGGAAGUUAGACCUGCAGCGUGUUCCGGAAUGUGAACUUCCGGGAUUGCUCCAGCCUCAUAAUCUAAAAGACCUUGAAGAGCUCCACCUUCGAAGUUGGAUAAGCCUGGAAGGAUUUGGGGACUUACCAGAAAAGCCAACUGAAUGUGGUGUUAAAGUUUUACGUCUCAAGUCCCUGCCAAAGCUAAAAGUGGAAUGGAGAGAGCUGACACAACUCUACUUUCCAAAACUGGGAUUCCUGGAGAGCUAUGAGUGUCCCAGAGUUACAUUCUGCCCUUGUGACCGAGACGGAAUCUGGAGAUCUCAUGAACGCUGA